ACAACGUAGUGAUAAUCUUUUACUUAUGUUUAUUGACAAGAAAGACGAUUUUUUAAUAACUAUGUUGAAAUAUUCAGUUUAAGGAUGAUUAUUCAAAAAAAGUGUGUUGAAGAAUGACUACAAUGACGGAUUUAAAAACCGUCGUAGUAGUCCCGUGGUUACAAAGAUGAUUUUACAAAUCCAUCUUUGAAUGAUCCAAGUUAUUUCUCGCUUUCUCUAGAUCAGUCCCCCGAUCACUUCAAACUUAGAAUCCUUUUUCUAUUUGUCCUCGACCAAACCCUCGAAUAGCUCGAUUUUAUAAUCCAUGGCGAGACCUCUCAAGCCACACUCAUCUUCCCACGAAGCGCUCUCCAAUGCUUCCAGUUCGUCCGAGGAAGAGGAGCAAGUCAACGAGCAGAUCAGCGAAGAGGAAGACGAGGAGGAACUCGAGGCGGUGGUGCGCCCCGCCAGUUCCGACUAUGACGAAGACGAUGACAAAGUUGCCGGCGACAAUCCACCGAACUCCGAUGAAUAUUCCGCUGCCGCCGAUGACCUGGAUGGGGAUAGUGUUGAUCCCGAAAUUAGCAAGCAAGAGAAGACUAGAUUAAAAGAAAUAAUGCAGAAAGUGAAGAAACAGAAGAUUCAGGAGAUACUGGAUGCACAGAAUGCGGCCAUUGACACUGACAUGUUACGAACAAUCGAGGGAAGGGGGCGUCUGAAGUAUCUCUUGCAGUAGACCGAGCUUUGCUCAUUUUGCAAAAGGGGAUCAAUCUUCGUCUCAGAAGAAGUCAAGGGGAAGGGGUCGCCAUUCAUCCAAUUUCACUGAGGAAGAAGAUGAAGAAUACCGAAAAGGAGAAGAAGAUGGUCUAGCAAACACACGUCUGGUGACACAACCAUCAUGCCAAGAGAACAAGGUAUGCUUAUUCUCUUAACCUUUCCUUUCCUCAAAGGCACACAUUAAAAACAAGGCCAAUAUAUAGAAAUGAAAAUAUCUUUAUUAUAAAUAACAUGUUAUAGAUCCCAAGUUGACUAGUGAUAUGUUCUUUUUAUAUUUACAUAUCAUGCUGUUUGCACUGUGAUCUUUAGUUUUCAUCCUUUCUGUUAGUCUAAUACUGUCAUUAUAAACACUUUUCAACUUAUGUGUGCAGUCAAUUACCAUUCAGUGUUUGGAAGCACUUCAGUUUUUGCAGUCUUGGACUAAUAAUACAUUGUGACUUGAAGCCGGAGAAUAUUUUGGUUAAAAGCUAUAGCAGAGAUGUGAGGUUAAGGUCGUUGAUCUGGGAAGUAGCUAUUUUGAGACAGAGCACCUUUGCUCGUAUGUUCAGUCCAAGUCUUAUCAUGCUCCUAUAGGACAAGAAGGUUAUUUUGUGGCUUCUAUAUGACAAGAAGAUUGAUAUUUGGUCACUUGGAUGCAUCUUGGCAGAACUUUAUACUUAUAAUGUUGUAUAAAUUAUUUAUUUUAUA
Glycine soja is the source of this 1443-nucleotide messenger RNA. RefSeq names its product ISWI chromatin-remodeling complex ATPase CHR17-like. NCBI's taxonomy places the organism in Eukaryota, Viridiplantae, Streptophyta, Magnoliopsida, Fabales, Fabaceae. The record is from RefSeq and is a predicted model, not a curated record. Bases 305 to 715 code for a protein of 136 amino acids. The transcript is spliced from 5 exons.